Rosa chinensis is the source of this 957-nucleotide messenger RNA. RefSeq lists its product as uncharacterized. The transcript has a single exon. The record is from RefSeq and is a predicted model, not a curated record. The coding region runs from base 1 to 957 and encodes 318 amino acids. NCBI's taxonomy places the organism in Eukaryota, Viridiplantae, Streptophyta, Magnoliopsida, Rosales, Rosaceae.
AUGCUAGCCACUGCAUGCUGUGCUGAUUCCUUAGAUGAAUCCUUCCGUAUGCCGGAAUCAACAGCCAUUGAGAAUCUUAGUCGAUUUUGCGGUACCAUUGUCACCAUUUAUCAAGAACGCUACCUUCGGGCUCCUACAACAGAGGAUCUAGAUAUGCUCCUACAAAGAGCCGAGCGACGAGGGUUUCCUGGAAUGAUAGGUUCGCUUGACUGUAUGCAUUGGCAGUGGAAGAAUUGUCCAGUGGGAUGGCAGGGUAGCUUUAGAGGCAAAUCAAAAAAGCCAACCAUUGUUCUCGAAGCUGUGGCAGGUCCCGACACCUGGAUCUGGCAUGCUUUCUUUGGAAUUCCGGGAGCUCAAAAUGACCUCACUGUUCUCGGACGCUCCCCUUUGUUUGAUGCUGUCACAGCAGGUCAGUCACCACAUCUUAACUACUAUAUGAACGGGACUCCUUAUGAGUUUGGGUACUACCUUGCUGAUGGUAUUUACCCUAAAUGGGCGACGCUGGUGCAAUCUAUUAGACAACCUGAGAAUGAACAGGAGGAGUAUUUUUCCACAAAACAGGAGGCGUACCGCAAGGAUGUUGAAAGGGCAUUUGGAAUUCUACAAGCACGAUUUGCAAUAAUUAGGCAACCUGCAAGAGGUUGGGAUAAGGAUUCAUUAUCAACAAUCAUGUUGGCUUGCAUAAUACUUCAUAACAUGAUUGUGGAGGAUGAGCGAGAUAACUACUAUAAUGAUGAGUCUGAUGAUGAUGAACCAAACCCAAAUAGGUCAAGGAGAGCUCGAGCAAGAAUAUAUGAUGGCCCAAACUUACCUCUUGAUCCAAGAACCGGGCAAAUUACAAUGGUCGAAUACAUGUCUCGUUACCGAAGGGUACGCUCUCAAAUUGGAAAUAGUAAUCUGCGAAAAGAUCUUGUCAAACAUGUUUGGUCAAGAAGAGGACAAGGAAGACAAGGCUAG